ACGUUCAUAUUCAUUUCCGGGUUCGUCAAACGCGGACAAACAGUUUAAUAAUAUGCGAGUAGGGGACUUGUGGGCUAUGUGGGUGUGUUUCUUCCGUUCCUUGGUGAAGCUCCUCACUCUCACCAUUUUGGUCGCGAUAGUUCUGUCUGCUCUUCGAAAUGCAACUGUCAAGGAAGUUACGAAGCCAAGCCCCCUUCCUGCAGAAGAGUACAGGCUCCUCUCCCCCGAAACGUACUCCUAUAUUUUCAAUCAGCCUGACGCUUGUAAGAAGGGAAAUCCCUUCCUGGUGUUUAUGGUGCCAGUGGCACCUCUGGAUUCGUCGGCAAGGGAUGCCAUAAGAGAAACGUGGGGUGCUGCAGGUCAGUCCACCAUUACACUGUUUUACAUGGGGGUGCCUAAGGAAGGACAGGUGAAAAGCAUCCAGGACAAGCUGGAGGAGGAGAGCAAUAACUAUUCAGAUGUCAUCCAGAUGAACUUCUUGGACAGUUAUGAGAAUCUCACAAUCAAAAGCAUGAUGAUAAUGAACUGGCUGGCGACCUACUGCCCCAACGCCACCUAUGCCAUGAAGGUGGAUGCCGACAUAUUUGUGAAUGUAUUCUUUCUUGUCAGAUUACUGAGCAGCUCUCCCAGGAAUAAUUACAUUGCAGGAUCGGUGAUAUCCGAUGGCAAGCCAAGGAGGGACCGCAACAGCAAGUGGCACCUGUCAAAGCACCUGUACCCUGAGGACAACUUCCCUUCAUAUGUGUCAGGUGCUGGGUACGUCUUCUCAAUAGACAUGGCCGCCAAGGUGUCAUGGGCUUCCAGGUUCGUCCGAAGGAUCCCGAUAGAGGACGCCUACGUGGGAUUGUGUCUGCACGUGCUUGGUGUACAGCCUGUCCCCUCGAGAAGCUGGCUGGUAUUCGGGAGGAACCUCUUUGAAAUCCGGAAUCUGGACUAUGACAGGUGCACUUUUGCCAGACUUGUUCUCGUCAAUGGCUUUCAGCCUUCUCGGUUGCGGCAAGUUUGGAAGGAUUUCUCACAAGGCUAUAAAAGCUGCUGAAUUUGAAUUAAGUGCUUCAGAGGUGGAUCUCUUGUCAGGUUUUGAAACAGCCAAGAGUUUAGAAGCAUAUGCAGAGACAGUAAAUAUGGCCUAUUUUUAUUGCCUCUGUUAAAAACACACUGUCUGCCUCACUUUAGAACCAUAUCCUUGCUGUCAGGCGGAAACUACCUGUUUCUCAUGAUGGUCUAUUGUUGUAUAGAUUGACUGUUUUUUUACACUAAUGGCUUCAAUUGAUGUGGACCUGUUUUUGUCUGUUAGUUUUACACAUUAUUAUCCUGUUUAAUGUGUUGAAUAUAGCUUGAUAGCAAAUCUAUUAACAUUCACUCACCUGUGGACACUCACCUGUCAUACAUUUUGUUCUAAAACACCUGAUGACUCAACAUUAAUUUGCUUUUUUGAAGUGGCACUGGCUCAUGUUGACGUCAUGUCAUCCAAUGCCAGUGCAAUAAAUUAGUGAGAUAUCUAUAAUUUACCGAAAAAUAGUUAUUUUGGUGGUGUGAGGACUCUGCCUGACAGCAACCAUUUUUAUUGAUAUUUUUUUUUCAAGUGAGCUUUAUAACUGACAAUGACAACACUACAACAAAUACUGUAAUAUGCUAAUAAUUAUAAACCAAGGGGGCACAUCCGUCUCUCAGUACAGAGGUGCAAGGUUCAAUUCU
This is a messenger RNA of Hippocampus comes (tiger tail seahorse), 1698 nucleotides long. RefSeq names its product beta-1,3-galactosyltransferase 2-like. The transcript has a single exon. Gene Ontology annotation, molecular function: N-acetyl-beta-D-glucosaminide beta-(1,3)-galactosyltransferase activity. The record is from RefSeq and is a predicted model, not a curated record. Gene Ontology annotation, biological process: protein O-linked glycosylation. NCBI's taxonomy places the organism in Eukaryota, Metazoa, Chordata, Actinopteri, Syngnathiformes, Syngnathidae. The coding region runs from base 53 to 1039 and encodes 328 amino acids. Gene Ontology annotation, cellular component: Golgi membrane.